Molecule: messenger RNA, 3193 nt
Organism: Cricetulus griseus (Chinese hamster)
Lineage: Eukaryota; Metazoa; Chordata; Mammalia; Rodentia; Cricetidae
Source: RefSeq, a predicted model, not a curated record
AUGGCCCCUAGCUCACGAGGCUCUGUAUGUCCUCUCCUUCUGCUAUUGCUGUUGCUGUGCCUAGGGGCUGGACCUGCCUUGGGCAGAAACCUUCCCAGGCCACUUGAGGAUUCAGAACCCCAUUUGAUCUCAUCAGAGCCACAGACCUUUGACCUCUUCUGGGAGAAGCUGAGAAAUGAGAGUUCCUGGCACAGUGGCAUUCCCCAGGCCCCUUCCGAUAGCCUCGAGAGGCCUGCAAACUCUCCCCUAGGACCAGCCCUGCGUGGACCCAAAGCAGCCCCAGAGGGCCAGGGUGAAAGACUCCUAAUAGCUGAUGACCUCCAGCUGGCCCGAGGGCUUACCUCCCAAGGCUGGACAGGACCUCCUGGCUCACAGGAACUUCUGGAGCCAGAAACACCAGCUCCCCACCCAGUGGGAGCACCCCAUCUCAUGUUUAUUAAUACAACUCACAGCCCUCAACUCAGGAUAGCCACUCUUCCCACUGCCCCACAGAAGCCUGGAGGCCAAGCAGUACAACAGCCAGCUAGGAAUGAGGGUCUAAUGGCCAAAGCCAAGAACUCCAUCACACAGGCUUCCCCCUGGGACUACCAGAACUCUCCUCACACUCUGGUACCCGAGGCAGGUGCUGUGAGGCUAGUGCUGGGGAAGCAGGGUGGGCAUGAAGAGGGCUUCCAGGAGGCUGUCCAGGGCCCCCUACUCACCCAGCAGGAGCCAGUGGUCCCUGAGGUUGGCUCAACAUCCCCAAUUGAGGUGGCAUCCACUCAGGAGCCUGGAGCCCAACUAGACCUGGCAUUGGCCAGAAGCCCUCCUCUUCCAGAGGGGCUGCCAGCUGAGCCCCCCAAAAAAGCUGGAGGUGGGGAUACCUGGGAAGUCAGCUCUCUGGGACCCCAGCCUGAGCAGACUGACCUCCUUGCUGGACAAGACUCCCCAGCACCCCAGCCAAUACCACCUUCAACCUCAGACACUUCUGAUGGGCAGCUAAGACCAGCAAUAGCCUCAAUGAACGGAGCAGACCCUAUCUCCCCACAGAGAGUGAGAGGAGCAAUGGAGGCUCCAGGAACCCCCAGGUCCUUCAUCCCUGAUCUCCCAAACUCUGCUCAAGCUGCAAAUGGAACAGAGAGCCCUGUGAGAGGCCCACAGCCAGAUGAAGCCGAGGAAUGGCCGGGUCGCCCACAAAGCCACCCUCCAGCACCCCCUGUCCAGGCCCCCUCGACAACUCGGCGCGGCCUUGUUAGAGUCACUACACAGAGAGCUCUGGGCCAACCACCCCCUCCGGAGCCCUCAGCCAGCUCCAUAGCUCCAGUUCCAGCUUCUAGCCCCCCAGCCAAUGCCACUGCACCCCCCCUGCGUUGGGGACCUCUGCGGCAGGUGCUGAGUUUUUCCUGGGAGCUUCAUGUCUAUGGGGUGGGGGUGCUUUUCCUGCUUCCAGCAUUAUUGGCGUUAGUCACACUGGCAGCUGCUCUAGCGGGACCCCGAUUGGCACUAGUGGCUGCCGUGCUGGUGUUGGUGGCUUCAGCGCUGCGAUCUGCCUACAUGCUCACCGAUCCUUAUGGCUCUCAGGCAAGGCUGGGAGUACGUGCUGGCCUGGUGCUAUACAACCUGCCCUUUCCCUUGCUACUCACUGCACUGGCAGCACUCACCCUGCUGGGCCUGGGUGCUGGGCUGCCACAGCCUCUGCAGAAGCCGCUCCUGCUGGGAGCCGUGGCACCGGUGCAUACUGCAGGUUUGUUGGUCACAGACCUGUUCUCCACCAGGCCUGUGCUCAACCUCCUGACACAAGGCUUUUCUUGCGCCUGGGGCGCAUCGGUGGCUCUGGGCACACUCUGUCUGUGUCGUCGCCGCCUACUGGAAGGCCCUCGGGGCUGGGAUGCCAGUCCAGGUCCACGGCUGCUGGCUGUGGCAGGCUCGCUGGGGCUGCUGGCCAGUGGUCUGCAGUUAGCAGCCUCGCUCUGGCUGUACCCAGGACCUGGCCGGGAGGGUCGCUUCUCCUGGGCCUGGUGGGGUGUGCAUUUCUGGUUGCGUCUGCUGGAGCUGACCUGGGCACUGGCCCUGGCGUUGGCCGCCCUGGCCGCCACACGUCCCAGGCCGCCCACGGAGCAUGCUUGCUGGGCUAAGCUGCUACGCCUGGCAUGUCCCGCGCCCACGGGCAAGAGCGAGGUGCCCGAGAGACCAAACAACUGCUAUGCGGGGCCCAGUGGCCUGGCCACAGGAGGCCUGGACAUCAGCAAAAGCCUCAUUCGCAACGCUGCGGAAGCUUCGGGCAGUUCACUGGACAGCUUCUCCAAGGGCUCGCUCAAGAUCAGCUGGAACCCGUGGCGUCACGGGCUGUCGUCCGUGGACAGCCUGCCCCUAGAUGAGCUGCCCAGCACGGUGCAGCUGCUGCCAGCGCCUACCCCAGCCCCUGCUCCUGCCCGGGCCGGGGAGCCUCAGAGCGAAGGCCAGCAGCGCUGCAAGACCAGCGAAUCUCGCAGCGCCUCCAGUGACACUAUAGAGCUCUGAGCGGCUGCCAGGGAGGACUUAGACCCUCACCCCAAGGUCCACAUGAAGUUCCUGAGCCAAGACAGUUAAGCGUUUGAAAAACUGGUCUUCUGGGGCCUCCACCUGACUGCAGCUCCCGGGGAAAGACAGGCUUGAGUUCACUAGACUCGUUUUUUUUGUUUGUUUUUAAAUAUUUCUAUUUUUUUUUCAGCAGAUAUUUUGCACAGAGGCCGUGAGUUACACGGAAUACAGGGUGGACGUGCAUGGUUUGAGCAUGGGGAACAGGGACCAGGUACUCCUGAUUCCCCAAUGUGGAGAGAUGCACCUCACUUGUCCAGAUUGACUGUCCUCUUUGUGCCAAAGAAAUAAACCCUUCAGAGUAGGCUCAUGCCUCCCUCUGGUCAAGCCAGGGUCCUAUACUCCUAUAGGAGAAACAGGAACCCCUUCCCCGCAGGAACAAAGAGGCUUCCUGGGGAAAGUUGCCUCUGGCUUUAGUAGGGACAGCAUCCACCACUAUCUCACUAAAAACCUGUCACUGUGCAGUCCCACCUCCUGAAAUCCCCACCGUAAGCCUAACUGGAAAGCAUUCUGCCCACUUCAGAAAUGAGAAAAUGAGGUUUGGAGGUGGCCUAUAUUAUUAUUUGGGUCCUGCAACAACAUCUGAUAUUCAACCCAGAAAGAUCAAUUCCUAAGCUGGUUCCUUUGUCAUCUUUCU